Messenger RNA from Trichoderma virens Gv29-8, 1560 nucleotides. RefSeq lists its product as uncharacterized. The record is from RefSeq and is a predicted model, not a curated record. Bases 1 to 1560 code for a protein of 519 amino acids. Gene Ontology annotation, molecular function: monooxygenase activity. The transcript has 6 exons. NCBI's taxonomy places the organism in Eukaryota, Fungi, Ascomycota, Sordariomycetes, Hypocreales, Hypocreaceae.
AUGGCGAUCCCCGAAAAGUGCACCGUUCUUGUCGUCGGCGGCGGCCCAGCUGGCUCAUAUGCCGCCGCCGCUUUGGCAAGAGAGGGCAUUGAUACUGUCAUCUUGGAGGCGGAUAAGUUUCCAAGAUACCAUAUUGGCGAGAGUAUGCUGGCAUCUAUGCGCCAUUUUCUCAGAUUCAUCGAUGUAGACUCAGUAUUUGACAGCUAUGGAUUCACAAAAAAGGUUGGCGCAGCUUUCAAGCUAAACCCCAAGAAACGCGAAGGAUAUACAGAUUUUCUUGCCGCAGGCGGCCCCGAAAACUACGCGUGGAACGUAGUUCGGUCAGAGGCAGAUCAGUUGCUGUUUCAGCACGCGGCUAAGAGUGGCGCAAAGGCAUUUGACGGCGUCCAGGUCAAGUCCAUCAACUUCAUCGAUGUCCCUUACAAGGGGCCUGGACAACUGCCUCACGACUAUCCCGGCCGACCUGUUUCGGCAACAUACGUGCAAAAGGACGAUAAUACCCCCCGCGAGAUCAAGUUUGAUUACAUUAUUGACGCCAGUGGUCGCGUUGGCAUUCUCAGCACCAAGCACUUGAAGAACCGAAAAUACAACCAAGGUUUGAAGAACGUGGCUACUUGGGGUUACUGGAAGGGGGCGGGUGCGUACGGAAAGGGAACACCCAGAGAAAACUCUCCGUUUUUCGAAGCCUUGCAAGAUGAAAGCGGCUGGGCGUGGCUCAUCCCUCUGCACAACGGUACCGCAUCGGUCGGAAUCGUCAUGAACCAGAAGAUGUCCGUUGAAAGGAAAACUCAAGCUGGUUCCCCUGACUCAAAGACAUUCUACUUGGACUGUCUUAAGGAAUUGGCGCCUGAUCUUACCAAGCUCAUGGAGAACGGAGAACUUAUUACGGACAUUAAGUCAGCCGCUGACUACUCGUACAGCGCUUCAGGCUAUGCUAUUCCUUAUGCUCGAAUUGCGGGAGAUGCUGGCUGUUUCAUUGACCCGUACUUUUCUUCGGGCGUCCACCUGGCUUUCGUCGGUGGCCUCUCUGCUGCGGCUACCAUUGCGGCGGCAAUUAGAGGGGAUUGCUCCGAAGAGGCUGCGGCUGAUUGGCACUCUAAGAAGAUUGCUGAUGCCUAUAUUCGCUUCUUACUAGUCGUUCUCAGUGCAUACAGACAGAUCAGGAGCCAGGAAGAGCCUGUGCUAAGUGAUAUCAACGAAGACAACUUUGACCGCGCGUUUGCUUUCUUCAGACCUGUGAUUCAGGGAAUUGCUGAUGUGGACACCAAGUUGUCACAAGACGAGCUUAGAAAGACUCUUGAAUUCUGCAGCAAUGCUUUUGAGCCUGUCAAGCCAGAAGAUCGAACAGCCAUGUUGGAGAAGCUGGGUAAAGACCCAGCCACUGCAUACCAAGUCGAUCUCUCUGAUCAGCAGCGAACAGUUGUAGACCAUAUCCGUGCCCGACAGAUGAUGAGAACUGAGGACACUAUUAACAUCAACAGCUUUGGAACUGAUUCGAUCAACGGAUUCGUUCCCAACUUGAAGCGGGGAGAGCUUGGUCUUGUGCCAGCCAAAGUCUAA